This is a messenger RNA of Poecile atricapillus (Black-capped chickadee), 1454 nucleotides long. RefSeq names its product mitochondrial transcription termination factor 3 (gene MTERF3). Gene Ontology annotation, molecular function: double-stranded DNA binding. Gene Ontology annotation, biological process: mitochondrial ribosome assembly; regulation of DNA-templated transcription. Gene Ontology annotation, cellular component: mitochondrion. The transcript is spliced from 8 exons. NCBI's taxonomy places the organism in Eukaryota, Metazoa, Chordata, Aves, Passeriformes, Paridae. The record is from RefSeq and is a predicted model, not a curated record. Bases 158 to 1393 code for a protein of 411 amino acids.
GGCCACAUCGCCCCUUUAGAGCACCGGAGAGAGAGGCGCUGCUGCCUGCUUCCCCCCUCGUUUCCUCCCGGGUGGUUUCGCCCGGGACGGGCCGGGGAGCGGGGCGCACACGUGGGCUGGGCCGGGCCGUGCGGCGCAGGAUGCUGUGCUGAGGUGGAUGAUGGCUGUGUGGGCUCGGCACGUCUCCCGCUGGUGUUGCCUGCUGAGCACGGCCCGUGCUGUUGAGUUUCACGGGAGGCUGAGGAGCCGCGGCUGCCGUGAGUUUGCCCCUGUGGCUGUGCUGCCUGCUGGAAGGGAGCUUGUUCCGUGCAGACUGCAGGCGUACAGACAGGUGUGUGUAGGAAGCUGUUCCCCGCCCGACAGCGCUAAGGAUGUAUCCUUCUCUUCUCCCGAAAGUAACUUGCCUUUAGUACAACAGGAACAAGCAAAACCGGAAACAUUACCUGAUCUGAAUGCAAAAAUACUGGACGAAGACUGGGAUGACAUCCCACCUUCAUCUGCUUUGGAAGUGAUUUCUGAGGAAGAAGCUGUACAGAUCAUUGCAGAACCUCUUCUCCCCAUUCAGUCUUCCACACUCCGGGAUUAUGUUGAUCACUCAGAAACCCUUGCAAAACUUGUCCACCUAGGAGUUGACUUAUCCCAAGUGGAGAAACGUCAAAAGGCAGGUCAGCUCUUACUGACCUUGGACUUUGAAAAAGAUGUAAAAAAAAUACUUCUAUUUCUUAAGGAUGUGGGUGUAGAAGACAAUCAACUGGGACCAUUCCUGACCAAAAAUCCAUACAUCCUUGGUGAAGAUCUGGAAGCUUUAGAAACCAGAGUGGCUUACCUAAAAUCAAAAAAAUUUGGUAAGUCAGAAAUUGCUCAGAUGGUCUCAAGAGCUCCAUAUUUGCUGUUGUUUUCAGUGGAAAGACUGGAUAACAGACUGGGUUUCUUCAAAAAUGAACUUGGUCUCAGUGUGAAAAAGACAAAGGAUCUGGUAAUUCGUCUUCCAAGGCUACUGACUGGCAAAUUAGAGCCUGUAAAAGAAAAUCUUCAGGUUUGUCAAAUUGAACUUGGUUUUCAACAUAAUGAAAUUCAACAGAUAGUGUAUAAAACUCCCAAGAUUUUAACUGCAAGUAAAAAGAGACUCAAACAGACAUUUGACUACUUACACAACAUAAUGGGCAUUCCCCACCACAUGCUUACUCGCUUUCCUCAGGUUUUCAACUCAAAACUAUUACGAAUCAGAGAAAGGCAUAUGUUUCUUGCAUUCUUGGGAAGAGCCCAGUAUGACCCAGCACAACCCAGCUACGUCUCUCUGGAUCAGCUGGUUUCCUUGCCCGAUGAGGUGUUUUGUACAGAGAUUGCUAAAGCAUCUAUGCAGGACUUUGAAAAUUUCUUAAAAACACUUUAGUAACACAUGUAAAAAAAAAUAUAGGAUUAAGUUACAAAAUAAACAUACUUUAUAAAACCAC